CAUCCCUGCCCAGCAGAUCAUGGCGUUGGUGGCUGCUCUGAACCCCGGUUUCGAGACGAAGGAGUACGACGGCAACUUGUCUCCAAGCCGGCGGCGGAAAUACUAGAUUGUCCGAUAUCGAGGUGGAGAAGCAAUCAGCGUUGAUUUCAAAUACUACUGCAUCUUCAAACCUAUAUAUCCCGACGAGCGACAGCCCACCCAAGUUGACGAUUGAAGGGCAAAGGGGCAUUUGAGCACAUCUCCCACGCCUACUAAAGCCCCUCAGUUCGAUUCCUUCCCGCCCUUCCACACCGAAGCUACCUACAAGUACACACUCUCCGCUCUCACCAUGUCCCACACCAUCCUGAUCACAGGGGCGUCGGGAUACCUGGGGGGCACGUUGCUGGCGCUCUGGUCCCAGGCCGACCUCCCGCCGUACAAGCGAAUGCUCGCGCUGGUGCGGACGGACGAGCAGGCGGCGACCGUGAAGAAGGAGUACGGCGGCGUGGCGGAGCCCAUCAUCUUCGACUCCAAGGACGAGGCCGCCGUGCGCAAAGCCGUGGUCGACAACCAGAUCACCGUCGUGUUUUUCCUGAUCGACGCCAUGAGGGCCGAGUCGCAGGGCCACUUCAUCCGGGCGCUGGCCGAGGUGAAGGGGAGCACGGGGCUCGACGUCCAUUUCCUUCAUACCAGCGGCGCGAAGAUCUUCUCCAGCCAUGCGGGCGCGCCGACGGACCGACCACUCCUCGACACAGAGGCAGAUCUGUACGAGAUCCAGAAGGCGCAGAAGGCGCCUGUUCCUCUGAUACAGACGGCAGUCGACACCAACAACAAAGUCAUCGAACAAGCCCUCGGCGUGCACAGCUACAUCUUUGUACCUUGUAUAGUGUACGGCCAAGGCGAAGGCUUCGGGAACCGCAUCUCGAUCCAGACGGUCGCGAUCGUGCGGGCCGCGCAGGCGUUGCGGCGCGUGUACAGCGUCGACAGUGGACGUCCUGUAGGUCUUUAUUUUCGUCCCCCCUGUUUUCAUCCUUGCAACCCCUGCCAGGGGCAUGACCUUGAAGCGAAAGCUCCCUUCUUCUCUCCCAGGCGUCUGCCCAGUUGACGUAACUCUACCCGGUCGGGCAACAUGCAUCACAUCCCCCACCCCUCCAGGCCACUGACAUUGACAUUGAUAUGCUCACGUUGACAAACCAGUCCUGGCCCGUGUGCCACGUGCGCGACAACUCGACCCUGUACCUCGCACUCCUGCGCGGGAUCCUGGCAGGCAAGCGCCCCGGAAGCGGCAAGCACGGCUACUACCUCGCCUCGUCCGGGCACGUGGCAUGGGAAGACCUGUACGCGGCGAUGGCGGCGCGGCUCACCGAGCGCGGCGUGGUGGACGACGGCGCAGUCGAGCGUGCGACGGAGCAGACGCUGGAGCAGAUGGGCGCGGCGCUGGGGUGUCCGAAGGAGCUGGUGGCGGUGCAGCUCGGAGGCCGAUGCACCUUCACCCCGCGCCACGGCGAGGAAGAACUCGGCUGGAAAGCGCAGUAUCCGGCGCGCCACAUCCUCGAGACCGCGGCGGAGGAAGUCGACCUGAUCUUGGAAAACACGGCGUGACACGGCGUGACAGACAGUUGUAGGAUGGGAUAUUGUCCCCCCACCCCCUGCUCAAGUCUCUGUACUUGUACAUACGGCUAUUGAACACGCGGGAGGCACGUCGCUUGUGGACGAGCUAGGAACACACAUUGAAGGGGUUGUUAGGUAUGUUAAUUUCUGUAUUUGCGUAUGUACACGGGAGAGUUGUGGCCCUAUGCUUGAUGUAUAUCCCCGUCUGGACAACUACUCAGUUUGGACUUUGGCCAGAUACAAGCUCGGCCCAGGCCACUCCUCCGGCCCCCUAGAGUACGGAAUGCAUUUACACGCCCAUGGAGGAAAAGCCGAUUUCGCGGUAAAUAAAUAUAAAUAUAAAAAAAUUGAAGACAGCAAUGCUGCCCUUUGUCAGCGUUG
Molecule: messenger RNA, 1971 nt
Organism: Cladophialophora immunda
Lineage: Eukaryota; Fungi; Ascomycota; Eurotiomycetes; Chaetothyriales; Herpotrichiellaceae
Exons: 5
Coding region: 329-1084 (251 amino acids)
Source: RefSeq, a predicted model, not a curated record